This is a messenger RNA of Emiliania huxleyi CCMP1516, 165 nucleotides long. RefSeq lists its product as hypothetical. The record is from RefSeq and is a predicted model, not a curated record. The coding region runs from base 1 to 165 and encodes 54 amino acids. The transcript has 2 exons. Lineage: Eukaryota; Haptophyta; Isochrysidales; Noelaerhabdaceae.
AUGGUCAAAAUCAAGGUUUUGGGCAUCUCUCCUCACGCGGAUGUGCGCAUGGGCGUCUUUCCUCCGGGCGCCGGCCCAUCCUCGACCACGAGCGUGCCUCCGAAGCCGAGGUUAGUGCUUGGCGGCGGCUCAGCGGCCGCACGGCCUGCAGAGGUUGGAGGUUGA